This is a messenger RNA of Eleginops maclovinus (Patagonian blennie), 1919 nucleotides long. RefSeq names its product apolipoprotein B mRNA editing enzyme, catalytic polypeptide-like 2b (gene apobec2b). The coding region runs from base 101 to 916 and encodes 271 amino acids. The record is from RefSeq and is a predicted model, not a curated record. Gene Ontology annotation, cellular component: nucleus; cytoplasm. Lineage: Eukaryota; Metazoa; Chordata; Actinopteri; Perciformes; Eleginopidae. Gene Ontology annotation, biological process: cytidine to uridine editing. The transcript is spliced from 4 exons. Gene Ontology annotation, molecular function: cytidine deaminase activity; RNA binding.
GUAAGUGCUCUAGGGUUAUCACAGUACUUACCCAAAGCUAUCUCUCGUUCCCUUUCCCUCCCUCUCUUUAUCUAACACGCUAACCCACUUGCUCAAAAUCAUGGCGGACAGAAACAGCCGGGUCAGUGUUAAGAGGAAAGAGAAGAAGGUAGAAAACAAAGCGAAUGAUGAGAAGGACAAAGAAAAGGAAAAGGGGAAGGAGAAAGUGGUGAAAAAGCCGGACAAACCGGUGAAGCCUGUGAAAAAGGCAGAGACAACUCCUGAGCAGCCCAAGGCGGAGGAAGAGAAGAGGAAUGGGGAAGGUGAAGGUGCUACGGGAGCUGAGGAAAACAUCAGUGAAGAAAAUGGAGAGUUUCAACCCAUAGAACUGCCACCAUUUGAGAUUGUCACAGGGGAACAGAUGAGCCCGUUCUACUUCAAGUUUCAGUUCAGGAACGUUGAAUACUCCUCGGGGAGGAACAAGACCCUGCUGUGUUUCAGAGUGGAUACACCAGGAGGCAGCACAGAGCCUCUGAAAGGUUAUAUGGAGGAUGAACAUGCCACAGCUCAUGCUGAGGAGGCCUUCUUUCAACAGGUGCUCCCUAACCCUUCCCAAGAGUAUGAGGUCACAUGGUAUGUAUCAUCCAGUCCUUGUGUGGCUUGUACAGCUAAAUUGGCCGUCAUACUCCAGCAGCGUAAGAAGGUCCGUCUCAGCAUGUUCAUCUCCCGUCUCUUUGAUUGGGAAGAGCCGGAGAUAGUAGAAGGGCUCCAGGCUCUGGCGAACGCUGGCUGCAAACUGCGGAUGAUGAAGCCGUCUGACUUUGUACAUGUUUGGGAAACGUAUGUGGAGAAGGAGGAAGAGAUCUUUGCACCCUGGGAGGAUUGUCAGGAGAACUAUGAAUAUUAUGUGGAGAAACUGGCCAAUAUUCUCAAGUAGAUGUGAAUCAGCGCACAUGAUGGACAGCAGGUCACCUCUGAGUGAACCACAUAUGGACUUGACUUGCUAAACCCCCACUGGUUGAAUGUGUUUUUGUUGCAGUUGCAUCUGAUUUUCAGAUCAGUAUUAGUUUGAAAGAACACUCAUUGCAACAUUUUGUAUUUUUUAUUUUGAUAAUUACAUAGGAAACCACAAUUGCUUGUAAUACAUUUAUAUAUCAUAAUGUAGAAAAACAUAAUCAUUCAAAUGAAAAAACAAAUAACACUCAUUGCUGAAGGCUUUGAAGAAGACUUAUUUUCACUUACAUCAUUUAAGUAGGAUAUCAAACCAGGUUUUACUAUAUACUCUUAUUAUGUAUUUCAGCUAAAACUGUUUAUGCCUCAUCUGAAGUAAUUUGCACACACACCUUUAUAAAGACCAGUUUAUGAGAAAAAGUUUGUCUAUGAUGAAUCUGGCCCAAAAUGUUAGCUCUAAGAAUUGAAACACUUACUUAAUGAGGAUUGAUAAAUAAAUCAAAUUCUCCUUCAGUUAACACAUACAGUACAUACAUUGCAUUGAAUAAUUGCUAACAAUUAAAGGUAAACAUUUAUAUGAUUGAUGCUUAUUACAUAAAUAAUAGUUUCAUAUUUUAACAUUAACUUUAACAGUUCAAUGAUGUGAAAUAUAAUAUGUAAAAUUUCAACAGUAUUCUUCAACCAAAUCAUUUUCAGUGCAGAAAAAAUCUAUACACAUCUAUAUGGCAAUGCGAGCCAAUAUGUUGUUCCAGGAUUCAAUAUCAAAUCAAUUUUUUUAAAUCACAUUUAUUUACAAAAAUAAAGAGUUCCCAGAGGAAGAAUCUCAGUGCAUGUACUUUUAUCCAGAUCUUCAGAAAUAUCCAAAUGUAGAAUUAUACGUCUAUUUUAUAUCCAGUUUCAAUAUUUCCACAAUGUUGUUUGUAAUGUCCAGCCUCACAGGGCUGUAGUAAAUCUAUUGACUAAUUAAAAAAGAUCUACUAAAAUGCAAA